Messenger RNA from Pundamilia nyererei, 993 nucleotides. RefSeq lists its product as uncharacterized. The transcript has 3 exons. Lineage: Eukaryota; Metazoa; Chordata; Actinopteri; Cichliformes; Cichlidae. Gene Ontology annotation, biological process: lipoprotein metabolic process; lipid transport. The record is from RefSeq and is a predicted model, not a curated record. The coding region runs from base 24 to 983 and encodes 319 amino acids. Gene Ontology annotation, cellular component: membrane; extracellular region. Gene Ontology annotation, molecular function: lipid binding.
GCUGAUGUAGGUGUGACACCAAGAUGGAUGAUGCAGACAAGAUCGUGAAUAAAAUCUUCUCAUGGAUGGAUCUACAAAAGGACAGUAUAGACAAGUUGAACGAGCUAGCCAGUGAGUUGGAGGAACAGCAGAAGACUAUUAAUGUCACUAAAGUUGUCGGGAGCUCAGUGUCUGUGGGUGGUGCAGCUGCCAUGACAGUAGCAGGUGUAGUAAGUGUUUUAACAGGAGGACUGUCGAUACCUUUGUUAGCUGGAACAGGAGCAGUGGCAUCAGGUCUCGGUUUGGCUACUAGUGUGGGUUCUGAUAUUGUUGGUGCGGUCUUAUCAAGUGGGACUAUGGAAGAGGCCAAAAAUAUUUCAAAAGGCCUUGAUGAUCUUACAGCAGAAAUCACAGCACUCAUGGAGUCCCUCUUAACAAAAACAACAGGCAAGCAACGGGGUAAAAAUGUUUCUCCAGAAGAAUAUGUGAAGGAGGCGACCCUGAGAGCAAUGGCUAAACACAAGGGUUUGAUAUUAAAGGAGAAGGACAGUUUAAUCAAGCUGUUAUCUCAGCUGCCUCUUGAGAAGAUCUUUAAGAAUGACGCAGAAUCAGACCUCCUCAAAAAGUCAACAACGGAGGUGCCACUGCUUUCAGACUUUGUUACAAGGUUGGUCUCAGAAAAACUCAUGAACUAUAGGGUCAGCAAAGCCAAUUCCCUGGGUUUAAAGGCUUCGACUACAGCAGUUGGAAAAAUUGGCAGAGGGGCAGUAGGACUUCUGUUUUCGGUUCCUGAGCUCAUCGAAAACUGUAAAAAUCUGAACAACCAUGAGACAGAAGCCAGUCGGUACCUGAGAGAAAAGGCUGGAGCCAUACAAGAAGCUUAUGAAGCCAUGAAAUCAGAGCUGGAUGAAAUUGAGGCAACGUGUGCGAGGUUAGCUGACACGAAGUGGAAGAAGUACAGAAAGAGAAGCUGUUUGUGUUCAUGUGCUUCUUCAUCACCAUGAUAUAACCAAG